GCAGCCGGGCAGAGUGUAGGCGCUGGCCGCCAUGUUGAGCGCUUUGUGUAGUUAUAAAUAAAGAUCGGCGGACUUCCGGGCGGUGUAUUGGUUGCUGGCCGUGACAGUUUGAAUUUCUUUUUGUGGGGGGGAAGUCGAUUUACGGUUUGGUUGGAAGCUCUUGAUUUCACCCGAGGCUCAACCUGAACCGGGAGCCAUGAGAGAGAUGUUCACGAAUGGCCAUCUGGAGGUCCAGCCUCAGAGACACUAUGGCAUUACCUCCCCAAUUAGUUGGGCUGGUCCCAAAGACCUUGAUCACCUCUACACCCAGAAGCUGAUGGAAGCCAUGAGACCUUUUGGAGUUUUUGAAGAUGAUGAAGAACUCCGUCACAGGAUGUUUGUUCUGGGAAAACUGAACAAUUUAGUCAAAGAAUGGAUUGCUGAACUUGGGGAAUGUAAGAGUCUCCCGCCCACUAUAAUAUCUGUUGCUGGGGGAAAGAUCUUCACUUUUGGUUCCUAUCGCCUCGGGGUGCACACUAAAGGUGCUGAUAUUGAUGCCCUCUGCGUUGCUCCCAGACAUGUAGAGCGAUCAGAUUUUUUUCAGUCAUUUGUUGAAAAGUUGAAACUUCAGGAGGGGAUAAGAAAUGUCCGGGCUGUUGAGGACGCCUUUGUUCCUGUAAUAAAGUUUGAAUUCUUUAAUAUUGAGAUUGAUUUGGUUUUUGCAAGACUACCCUUACAAUGUAUCCCUGAUAAUUUGGACUUGCGUGAAGAUUCAUGGUUAAGAAGUUUAGAUAUAAGGUGCAUAAGAAGCUUAAAUGGUUGCAGAGUUACAGAUGAAAUUUUGUAUCUAGUACCAAAUAAAGAAAAUUUCAGAUUAACUUUGAGAGCCGUCAAGCUAUGGGCAAAGAAACGUGGAAUUUAUUCUAACAUGUUGGGCUUUCUCGGUGGAGUUUCGUGGGCCAUGUUGGUAGCAAGGACUUGUCAGUUGUACCCAAAUGCAGUUGCAUCUACUCUUGUCCAUAAGUUUUUCCUUGUGUUUUCUAAGUGGGAAUGGCCUAACCCAGUAUUACUAAAACAGCCAGAAGAAAGCAACCUAAAUCUGCCUGUUUGGGACCCCCGAGUAAACCCAGCUGACCGAUAUCACCUCAUGCCUAUAAUUACUCCAGCAUAUCCUCAGCAAAAUUCCACAUACAACGCUUCAACCUCAACCCGCACAAUUAUGGUAGAAGAAUUUAGACACGGUCUUGCUGUCACAGACGAGAUCCUCCAAGGCAAGGUGGACUGGUCUAAAUUGUUUGAACCGCCAAACUUUUUUCAGAAGUACAAGCAUUAUAUUGUGCUGACUGCCAGUGCAUUAUCUGAAGAACACCAUCUGGAAUGGGUUGGUUUAGUUGAAUCCAAAAUCCGUGUUCUGGUGGGAAACUUGGAGAGGAAUGAGUUCAUUACACUUGCACAUGUGAAUCCUCAGUCUUUUGUUGGAGCUCAAGAUCCCUUUAAAGAUGAGGAGUUUAUGUCCAUGUGGUUUCUUGGAAUCAUUUUUAAGAAAGUGGAGAAUGCCGACAGUGUCAACAUAGACUUAACACAUGAUAUACAGUCUUUCACAGACACGGUUUACAGACAGGCCAACAAUAUUAACCUGCUGAAAAAGGGAAUGACUAUUGAAGCCACUCAUGUGAGGAGGAAACAACUCCACCAGUAUCUUCCUCCAGAAGCUCUACAGAAGAGGAAGAAGCAAAGUGUUGCGGAAAUCACCAAGUUGUCUUCUGGUGUUUUAUCAAAGCGAUCAUCCUUGGAUGGUAACUGUCUGGACAGUUCUAGAGAUACAGAUACAGGGACGCCAUGUGAGUCUCCAACAUCCAGUCAUCCAACAUGCCAAAAAACGUCUAGAUCUAACAGUCCUACUCUCCAAGAAGUGCUCAGGAAGCCUGUAUCUGAGAACGCUCCAGCAAAUCACUUCCCUUCCACACAGAAACAAGUGCCUACAAAUACCGCUUGGGGACAGACCAUUCCUGUUAUUGGAUCAAAGUCGGAUCAUGCUAUCGCAGUGACCACCCCAAGUCCCACAACCUGCACAAUCCCAACUGUAAUAGGCCUUAAUGUUGUACCACCCCUUCCAUCACUGCCCAACCUCCCCCAGGGACAUCCUCACAGUGAAAUGGUAAAUAUAAGCCCUAAAAGUGCUGCGGCUAAGCGGACGCAUCCUCCAAGCCUAGAAACGUCUCCAAAGCGAUUGAAGGAUACAGAAAAGCUCCUGGGAGACUCUGCGUUUGUGCAGCCUUCUGAUCCUGAAACGGAGGAAAGAAAAGCCGUGGAAAGAAUAAUUGUUGGUGAAGCGAUGCCCAUUCCUACCAUUGACCGGGCUAGAUCACAGAGGCUACCCAGUAAAGAGCUGCCAGAUGCAUCUUCUCCUGUGCCAACCAGUAAUAUUCGAGUCAUUAAAAAUUCUAUCAGACUAACUCUAAACCGGUAACUACUCCUGCGUGAUCUGUAAAGCCAUAACGGAGCAGUUAUAUUGCAUUCAGUUUAUCCUGUCAAUAUUGUAAAAAGCUGUACAAAAUCAAUCAUGAAUUCUGUAUGUUAAAGGGGGGGAUUGAUCACUUUGCGCAUGCUUAUGGGUAGUGCCAAAGACUUGCUGGAACAAAGACCCCCAUUUGUUGUCUGUCCUCUUCGUCCCCAUCCUUGACAGUGACUGUGUAUCCAUCAAGAGCAAUCAUUUCUGUUGGUGGCAUCUGCUCUGCUGUCAAAUGAUGCAAUCUACAGAGGACGUCUUAAAGAAACACUUGCCCAAAAUUGUGGAAUAAUACGGGUUUCUCCCCUAUAUCACACACUGCCAUGAUAUAUUCUACAUAUAGUUUUAUAUCCCUUUUUAGAGUGUUUGCCUUUUUUUUUUUUUUGUAUAAAAUGAUAAAAAUAAAAAAAAAGGGGGGGCUUUUUGGAUUUUACAUCUUUAAAGGGGUUUUCCCAUCUCGGACAAUGGGGGCAUAUCGCUAGGAUAUGCCCCCAUUGUCUGAUAGGUGCGGGUCCCACUGCUGGGACCCGCCCCUACAAUGAUAAAGCGGCGGAGAAAUAAACGAAGGGCAUACUGCGCAUGCGCAGCAGCCCUCCAUUAAUUUCUAUGGGGCUGCCAAAAAUAGCUCAGCUAUUGCUGUCUGCCCCAUAGAAAUGAAUGGGAGCAUGGGCCCACGCAUGCGCUGUGCGCUCCCGUUCACUUCUCUGGUUCCAGCGUUUGGUAGACGGACCCUGGGAAAAGGGGCCUCCUGCCACAGCGCUCCCCGCUUCCUUCUCGUUGUAGGUGCGGGUGGGACCCGCACCUAUCAGACAAUGGGAGCAUAUCCUAGCGGCGAUAUGCCCCCUCUGUCUGAGAUGGAAAUACCCCUUUAAUGCCCUUUAAGUGUUUUUUUUUUUUUGUAUGUUUCUUUUUUUGAAAACUUUAUUUACAAAAUUGGAAAAAAAUGUUUUUGUAUCGUGAUUGUAAUGAGACGUUGUGUUCUGUUUUGUAUCAACUCUAUGUCUCUGCUUUUGUAAUUGUUUAUUCAUGAAAAAAGAAAACGCGUAUUGCUUUACAUUACCUCGUUUAUUGCCUAGGGAAGCUGAUUUUCCUGGGCUUGAAUAAGUGCAAAGCCUUGGUUUUCUCAGGCUUUUUGACAUUUUGCAUCUCUGCUAUCAAUGCAGAUGGACAGUUUUGUGUAAUAUCUGGAGAGCUAGAUACUGUAAUGUCUCCCGUGGAGACUGGUAAUGUAAAUGAUCAUUUAUUUCAAGGUUAUAUUUAGAAGGAUCCCUAAUUUUCCCUAAUUUAAUAUCAGAUUAAUAUGAAUAGUAUCUUAUUGUACAGUUCAUGGGAUUUCUUUACCUUGCUACCUCCAAACUCUAAAAUGCUCUGCUGCGGUUGUCAUGAUGGAACAAUUGCUUUUCAUCAGAAGUAACGCACAUGCCAUUUUUGUGGUGGCUUUUUCACCCAGUACCAGAAGUGGAUCUAGUAGGAAUGAGAAGUAGAAGUCCCUUUAUAUUUCCCGUUUCUUAAUAUAAUAACCCUUUAAGGCAUUGGUUUUCUCCACUUCUUUAUUAUAAAAAUAAAAAUAAAUUAUUAUUAAACAUUUUGCUACCACAAUUAUUAUAUCUCCUCUCCACAGGAUAGGCAAUAAGUGUUGCUGGGACUAUCAUGAUGACUAGUACAGUAAUGCAGCAGCUUCCAAGCUUAAAAACAGGCUUUUUUUUUUUUUUGCUUUUUUUUUUUUUGCCUGGACUAUAAGUGCUCUCCAUGUACUCUAUAUGCAGUCAGGUGAAUCCGACUAAGCGAUGCUUCUUGGUCGGGUGCUAUUAAUUUGGAUUAUUGUAGUGAGGGGAUGCUGUAUCUGUAACUUUGUAAUGUAUGGAAACCUCACAUCACUCCAUACAGACUCCUCACUGUGGUCAUGAGGAGCAGCAGAAGAUUCAUACCCUACUACUAGACAUGCAUGGGGCCCCAGUGGUGUAACAUUUAUCAUCGAUCCUGUGGAAUUGAAGUCCUAUGGCAGCAGUGAAACUGUGACCAACAAACCCGCGAUAGCUUCUUUCCUGCAGCAGAGAAUGCACCACUAUGCUUGGUUGUAUGACCAAAAACGCCAGCAGUAGGAAUAUCACUGGUCUACACUACUUUCCUCAGGAACUCUGUAUCAUCAGAGUUUAUACUAUGCAUUUUUUAUUUUAUUUUUUUCCAUUCAGUCUCCAUUUUAUUUCAGUGUUUUGCAUGCAUAGAAAUAUACCAGCUUAUCUACACAGCAGUUGUACUGAUACUUGCACUGUUUUGUAAUAUAAAACUAUUUUUGUAUGUAAAACUACAUCGCCUCUUCAAACUGCACAAAUAAAGCAAUACUCUCCCCAA
Messenger RNA from Bufo gargarizans (Asiatic toad), 4840 nucleotides. RefSeq names its product poly(A) polymerase gamma (gene PAPOLG). Gene Ontology annotation, molecular function: RNA binding; poly(A) RNA polymerase activity. Bases 197 to 2449 code for a protein of 750 amino acids. The transcript has 22 exons. NCBI's taxonomy places the organism in Eukaryota, Metazoa, Chordata, Amphibia, Anura, Bufonidae. The record is from RefSeq and is a predicted model, not a curated record. Gene Ontology annotation, cellular component: nucleus.